UAGCGGAAAGAUGAGUAACCGAUACGUGCGCAGCAGUCGUGCCGCAGAUACGAGCGGGCUGCUGAUAUUUGACAGUUCUAAGUGCCGAAAUCUUUUACUGCCUUUUAGCCUUUAUGACAUUCGUGAUUCAAAAUCGAUCUGCACAAAGCGGUCAGAGUUAGAAAUAAGGAAAAUGUAAAACAUGUUUGUAUUGGAUUUUUCACCACAAUUAUUCAAACACGGGAAAUUUGCAACCCAUGAUUUUUGCCUAUAUUCUGCUUAAAUUUUAUUGAUCUGACUCUCCAGAAUUCUACUCUAGAUAGAUCUCCAGAAUUCUACUCUACCCUAGAAGCUUGCCUGGAUAAUCUUUUAUUGUUAGACGAGUAUCUGGUAACGUGGGAUUGAGGACCGCAACAUUUUUGUUUGCACUGGAGAUUUAGCCAUCCUAACUAUGCCGAAAAAGAAGACAGGAGCCAGGAAGAAGGCAGAAAAACAGAAGGAAAUUCUCCGUGUGAUUCGCACUGGCGGGAAGCGUGAACUGGGCAAAUGGCCCUGCAAUGCUACCAUGGAAUGCGAUCAGUGUCUUCGACAGCAGAAGAAUCGAGCUUUCUGCUACUUCUGUCAGGCAAUACAGCGCCUUCCAGUUUGUGGCCACUGCGGAAAGCAGAAAUGCAUGCUGAAAACUGGGGAUUGUGUUGUGAAACACGGGGCGCAGUAUACGACAGGUAUGCAGAUGGUCGGCGCAGUAUGCGAUUAUUGUGAGGCAUGGGUUUGCCAUGGUAGAAAGUGCCUUUCCGUGCAUGCGUGCAGUUGUCCCUUACAGAGCGCCGAGUGUGAAGAGUGCAAACGUGGUGUCUGGGAUCAUGGCGGAAGGAUUUUCCAGUGUGCCUACUGUGAUAACUUUUUAUGUGAAGAUGAUCAAUUCGAGCAUCAAGCACGUUGCCAGACCCUGGAAAAAGAGAAUUAUAAAUGUGCUUCCUGUAACAAGCUCGGUCAGCACACUUGUUUACGCUGCAAGGCUUGUUAUUGUGAUGACCAUGCACGCCGAAAAGGAUUCAAGUACAGCAAAGGCCAGCCCAUACCUUGUCCAAAGUGUGCAAAUCCCAUGCGCGAAAUGUCCGGUGUGUCUGCGAGAAAGUAUGACUAUGGUCGGAAAGCUCACGCGGGAGACGAGGACGAAGAAGCCGGCGGUGAUUAUGAUUAUUAUGGAUCGGGUUCGGGAAGCUAUUAUGGAUAUGGAGAAAAAGACGAAGACGGAGAGGAGUCAGACGAGGAAGAUGAAGACUAUGCAGCACCUGACGACGAAGAGAGCGAAGAGGACAGCAGCGAUGAGGACGAAGAGGAGGAUGAAAAAGAUGAAAAUGAGAAAAAGGAGUAGACUUCUACCGAGAAGAGGUUUCUAUGAGCUAACGCCGAGCAUAUUAUCCCGGAUAAUGGUUUCCUUUUUAUGAUAUUUGAUGUGAAAGUGUGCUAGGAUGAUCAAGGCUCGUGUUACCAACUGAAAAAAACUACAUGCAUUCUGGAAAUUCGGAUUUGCACCCGCAAGCAGUAUAGCACGUUGUUCCGCAAUAUUUUAUCAGCUAUAUGCCACUUAAAUAAUAACCAUCGCGAUGAAUACAUUUAGGCAAAGAUUUUUCCGUGUUGUUAUGUUUUUGACUUUAUAAAUGUGUAA
Paramacrobiotus metropolitanus is the source of this 1651-nucleotide messenger RNA. RefSeq names its product zinc finger protein 330 homolog. Bases 431 to 1357 code for a protein of 308 amino acids. Lineage: Eukaryota; Metazoa; Tardigrada; Eutardigrada; Parachela; Macrobiotidae. Gene Ontology annotation, molecular function: zinc ion binding. The record is from RefSeq and is a predicted model, not a curated record. Gene Ontology annotation, cellular component: nucleus. The transcript has 9 exons.